AAAAAAAAAAGGGAGAGCGGGCAGGAAUGAGUGAAAUUAGUGAGAAUCAUGUGAUUUACCACUCUUUCCCUCUCAACCCUCCUAUUUUCUCUCUCUUUUCUCUCUAAUAGACGACUCUGUAAACGCCCCUUUUAGUUUGUUUUUUGUGUAGCAAUUUCCAUUUCUGAACGGUUUUAGAGACUGAGAGGUUCUUCUUCGCCAUCUGGGUUUUGGUUUUUACAAUGGCUUCCACUGCUUCAAGGUUCAUCAAGUGCGUUACGGUCGGAGAUGGGGCUGUGGGGAAGACCUGCAUGCUUAUAUGCUAUACCAGUAACAAAUUCCCCACUGAUUACAUUCCCACAGUGUUUGAUAACUUCAGUGCAAAUGUGGUGGCUGAUGGCACCACUGUCAAUUUAGGCCUCUGGGAUACAGCCGGUCAAGAAGAUUACAAUAGGUUAAGGCCAUUGAGCUACAGAGGAGCUGAUGUUUUCAUCCUUGCCUUUUCGUUAGUUAGUCGAGCGAGUUACGAAAACGUGCUUAAGAAGUGGAUUCCAGAGCUUCAACAUUAUGCACCUGGAGUCCCGGUGGUAUUGGUUGGCACCAAACUGGAUCUUCGAGAGGACAAAUUCUAUUUGGCUGAUCAUCCUGGAUUGGUGCCUGUAACCACUUCGCAGGGUGAGGAACUCCGUAAACAGAUCGGUGCAAUGUAUUAUAUCGAAUGCAGCUCAAAAACCCAGCAGAAUGUGAAAGCAGUUUUUGAUGCAGCAAUAAAGGUUGUAAUCAAGCCACCACAGAAACAAAAAGAAAAGAGGAAGCCACACCGUGGAUGCCUGCUAAAUGUAAUUUGUGGAAGAAACCUUAUGAGGCAAAGUUGAGAGCAGCAGCUUUACUUUACAACAAAACAACAGAGGGUUGUUUGAAGCUAGGAAAAUAUGUUGGAAGCCACCAAUGUUUCAUAAUAUCAGUAGCUGUUUUUAAGUCUGAUUUGUAUCCACUUUUUUAAGGUUCUUUUAGUCGCUUCGUUGUAUACAAUUAUUUUUAGGGGGAAGGAUGUGGCGUGUGAACUCUGCUUUCUCUUCCUCCAUUCGGUGGUAUAUUGUACAAUAAUAACUCUAAUAGGAACUGCCUUAUAAACCUA
Cucurbita maxima (winter squash) is the source of this 1117-nucleotide messenger RNA. Its product is annotated as rac-like GTP-binding protein ARAC8. Gene Ontology annotation, cellular component: cytoplasmic vesicle; plasma membrane; cell cortex. Lineage: Eukaryota; Viridiplantae; Streptophyta; Magnoliopsida; Cucurbitales; Cucurbitaceae. Gene Ontology annotation, biological process: actin filament organization; regulation of cell shape; establishment or maintenance of cell polarity. The record is from RefSeq and is a predicted model, not a curated record. Gene Ontology annotation, molecular function: GTP binding; GTPase activity; protein kinase binding. The transcript is spliced from 8 exons. The coding region runs from base 222 to 854 and encodes 210 amino acids.